Messenger RNA from Culicoides brevitarsis, 630 nucleotides. RefSeq names its product homeobox protein goosecoid-like. The coding region runs from base 1 to 630 and encodes 209 amino acids. Lineage: Eukaryota; Metazoa; Arthropoda; Insecta; Diptera; Ceratopogonidae. The transcript has 3 exons. The record is from RefSeq and is a predicted model, not a curated record.
AUGAAAGACAUUUCUCAUGGAAAAGAAUCGUUCAAGCUACAGAACCCAAGCGCCGCACAAUCGCCCGCCACACUUCCCGUAACCUCCGUGGAUUAUUCCGAGGACGACAGUUGUCCCUCAAGUCCCUCCGAAUCCGCCAUGGUUGAAACAAAUCACGCAACCUCGCAUCAUCUGAACCGCAGUCCAAGCAGUCCUCCGCGCGCCAUGUCUGCCGAAACGCAAAACUACUUGAACACAACGGCGAUGCUCGGCAACUACUUGGGCCAUCGUCUGUCGUCGCUGCAAAAUGAACGCAACGCACGCGAAAUUCCGUCGUCUCCGUGUUCGCCGCCAUCUCCGUCAACGGCGCCACCCGCUCAGAGCCCCAAUGGAACACGAACACAGGCACCUACGUCACUUUUUACCAUCGACAGUAUUUUAGCGCCGACAAAAUCGAACGUCACGUUGAACAAUAACAAUCGCAGCUCGGAAAGUCCUGGCAGUUCACCGCCGGCAAGUGCAAACACGAGUCCCAUGAGACCGCGAAUUCCGAUGUUGCAUCAUCCGGGCUUGCAUUUGGGGCAUUUGGCAGCUGCUGCGGCAAGUGGCUUCGGAAGCACGUCGGAAUUUUUAGUUGAAGAGAGAUCAUAA